This is a messenger RNA of Brachypodium distachyon (stiff brome), 1446 nucleotides long. Its product is annotated as ankyrin repeat domain-containing protein 2A. The transcript has 8 exons. Gene Ontology annotation, molecular function: protein binding; chloroplast targeting sequence receptor activity. The record is from RefSeq and is a predicted model, not a curated record. Gene Ontology annotation, biological process: protein targeting to chloroplast. NCBI's taxonomy places the organism in Eukaryota, Viridiplantae, Streptophyta, Magnoliopsida, Poales, Poaceae. Bases 113 to 1105 code for a protein of 330 amino acids. Gene Ontology annotation, cellular component: chloroplast outer membrane.
GUCCCCAUUCCCCCAGGCCGUCAAGGGUUUUCGUCCUGAGCAUUCGCCUCUGCUGCCUACGGCCUGCCUCUCUCCCAACCCUCCGUGUCGCCGUCCGCCCGUGUGAUCCACCAUGGCUUCCGCCCAGAACAAAACUUCUAAGCCAGAGGGGUCAUCCGAUGCACAAAAGGGGGCUUCCCCGACAGCUGAUGCAGGCCUUGGCAGUCCUUUUGAUUUUUCCAAUAUGAGCAGCUUGCUCAAUGAUCCAUCUAUCAGAGAGAUGGCUGAGCAAAUUGCGAGCGACCCUGUAUUCAAUCAGAUUGCUGAGAAGCUUCAAAAAAGUGCUCAGGCUACUGGGGAACAAGGUGUUCCAAUUUUGGAUCCUCAGCAGUACAUGGAAACCAUGACACAAGUUAUGCAAAAUCCCCAGUUUGUGUCAAUGGCGGAGCGUCUUGGGAAUACUCUUAUGCAGGAUCCUGCAAUGUCCAGUAUGCUCGAGAACUUGACUAGUCCAGUUCAUAAGGAGCAGCUUGAAGAACGAAUGGCCCGUAUCAAGGAUGAUCCAUCUUUGAAGCCGAUUCUUGAUGAGAUAGAGAGUGGUGGUCCAUCUGCAAUGGUGAAGUACUGGAAUGACCCUGAGAUUCUUCAAAAGAUUGGCCAGGCUAUGUCAAUUAACUUCCCAGGAGAUGGUGCGACUUCAACUGUACUCUCUGGACCUCAAGAAACUGAGGAGGAAGGCGAGUAUGACGACGAGUCCAUUGUUCAUCACACCGCAAGUGUGGGUGAUGCGGAGGGUCUGAAAAAGGCUUUAGAUGGUGGAGCAAACAAGGAUGAAGAAGAUGCAGAGGGAAGAAGGGCCUUACAUUUUGCAUGUGGAUAUGGUGAGUUGAAGUGUGCAGAAAUCCUUCUAGAGGCAGGCGCUGCAGUGGACGCAUUGGAUAAGAACAAGAACACCCCUCUGCAUUAUGCCGCUGGAUAUGGUCGGAAGGAAUGCGUGGAUCUUCUCCUAAAGCACGGCGCCGCAGUGACGCUCCAAAACCUGGACGGGAAGACCCCCAUUGAGGUUGCCAAGCUCAACAGCCAGGAAGAGGUCCUCAAGCUGCUCGAGAAGGACGUGUUCCUAUAAGACCAAAUCCUAGGUGCGCGUCAAGCCAUGAACCUGCUUGGUUCUGGACUCUCGGCGUCAUCCAUGUUGGUUGGUUCCGCUCGGUUUAGUUUGAUAGCCUUGCCUAGUUGCCUGUAACCUCCUGGGUGUCCAUGUUCCGUUGAUUCGAUCGAUCCUGCUGUGUAAGAAGUGCGCCGUCUCCGGAACUCAGCGGGCAGUGGGCCUGUUCUCGUUCUCUCCGUUUAUGGGGCCAUUGCUAUUUCUUAAGGAUGAUGAUUUCUCGUGAAGAUUUCUGGGUGUUUCUUUGAUACGACGGAUGGAAUCUUCUUUUAUGUUGUUGCAAAGGUUCCAGUUAACCUGUU